Molecule: messenger RNA, 1228 nt
Organism: Tetrahymena thermophila SB210
Lineage: Eukaryota; Ciliophora; Oligohymenophorea; Hymenostomatida; Tetrahymenidae
Exons: 1
Source: RefSeq, a predicted model, not a curated record
GUUUUUCUGAUUUUUAAAUGAAAUUAAUAAUAUCAAAAAUAAUUAAUAAAUUGACACCUUAAAUACUAAUAAAAUACAAAAAAUACACAGUAGCAAAAAUAAAAUAAUUAAUAAUGGAAGAUUUUUUGGAUAUUUAGAUUAUUCGUGAGCAAGCAAUUAUCAUGGGAAACGGAGCUCAUGAGCUUAGAAAUUUCUUUGCUAUGACUAAGAAAAAUGAUUUACCAGAACUUAUUGCUAUUGAUACAUUAGCUGCCUAAGUUGAAAACUAAUCUAGAUAAUUUGUAUAAAUCAGCUUGAAUCCUGCUAAUUUACUCAAACCCGAAACUGGAAAGAAUAUUUUAAGAUCGAUUUAUAGGGCAAAUAAUUUCUUCUUGCGUAACCUUAAACUAGAUACUAAAGAACUAGGAUACAGUCUUAUGUCUAAACAGUUGCUAAACUAGAUAAUUGAAAAUAUUGAAUUGCAGCAAAAGAUUGUAAAAAAUCUUGAUAAAUAGCUUAAUGCAGUAUUUAACAGCUAUCUUGACUAAGGCAUAGAAGAUGCCUAAAUAAUUGCUGAUUAAUUCAAGGAUAAUCAACUUUACAAAUAGCUCAACUAUAAUCUCGAUCUUAGUUUAGCCAAAAGUUUAGAGAAUCUUAACCUUGAGAACUUAGUAGAGACUGCUAAAAGCACUUGCAACAAAGCCCAUAGCAUUUAAAAUGCUAUAUGUACUUACUAAACUAUAGAAAAAGUAAAGAACCCUGCUAAUUAAAUCAACAACUUAUCAGGUAAUAUUGAAAAUUAAUUCAGAGCUAUUCUUCAAGCUUUUGGCUAACAAACAAACAACCCUAACGGAGUAAAAUAGGUUAUUCAGAAUUAGACUAAAGCAGCAAUAGAAUAAAUUACCUAAAUUACUAACCACCAAAAAUCUAUCUCAGCCUUUUACCCAUAAGAAAUGAAGUACAUAACUGAAGCUUGUGAUUAAAUAAUGCUUUCUAUAUCCUACUUCUAAGAGAUAGCUGAAUCAAAAAUCGUAGAAGUGUUAAAUUGAAAAAUAAUUAAUUAUAAAACACAUAAAAACAAGAAAUAAUAAAAAGAAAUUUGUUUAUAAAUAUAAAAUUUAUUUUAACUUUAUAUUAAAAAAUCAUUUAUAAAAAAUGUAUUUACUUUUUAUUAAAUUUUUAAAACUAAAAAGAACUCCUAAUUUUUAUUAUAAUUAAUACAUUUAAAACAAGUUAAAUUGUAACAAUA